Molecule: messenger RNA, 480 nt
Organism: Cannabis sativa
Lineage: Eukaryota; Viridiplantae; Streptophyta; Magnoliopsida; Rosales; Cannabaceae
Exons: 1
Coding region: 1-480 (159 amino acids)
Source: RefSeq, a predicted model, not a curated record
AUGGGAAAUUACUCAUGUACCCUUUACAAAAGAUUGGUUUACAAAGACAAAGUUAUAAGAGUUAUGAAGAUAGAUGGGAAAGUGUUAAGUUUCACAAAGCCAAUUCUAGUACAAGAUGUUCUUGUGAGAAUUAAUUAUGGUGUAACUAAUAAUAUUAGUUUAUCUAAAGAGAUUUUAUCAUCAAAGAAGCUUCCACUUGAUUAUGAGCUUAAAUUAGGUAAAGUUUAUUAUGUUAUUCCUUUCUCUUCUUCUAAAUCUAAUAAUGAAAAAAACCCUUGUGGGAUUUCUUCUUCUAUAGAAGGUAAUAAUAAUUUAGGAGGUGUUAAGAGAAUUAAGAUUGUUAUAACUAAACAACAAUUGAAAGAGUUGUUAAAUAAGAAGAUAUCAAUGGAUGAUGUGGUAAUUUCUAGUUUGGAGAAUGACAAGUCUAAUUUCAAUGGUAAUUGGAAACCAAAGCUUGAAUCAAUCCCUGAAGAGUGA